Dicentrarchus labrax (European seabass) is the source of this 10989-nucleotide messenger RNA. Its product is annotated as F-box only protein 33. The record is from RefSeq and is a predicted model, not a curated record. NCBI's taxonomy places the organism in Eukaryota, Metazoa, Chordata, Actinopteri, Moronidae. The transcript is spliced from 6 exons. Gene Ontology annotation, biological process: positive regulation of protein ubiquitination; SCF-dependent proteasomal ubiquitin-dependent protein catabolic process. Bases 120 to 1607 code for a protein of 495 amino acids. Gene Ontology annotation, molecular function: protein binding. Gene Ontology annotation, cellular component: SCF ubiquitin ligase complex.
UUUCACCGAGAGGAAGAAGCGUUGCUGAUAAUCGACACCGCUGCACCAGGUUUUAAAAACGGUUGUAACAUUUAUUUUAUAUCUGCUUGGUUUUCUGACAGCUGCUUUCUUAGCUCGCCAUGGCUCUGUGCGGGGGUGUUGGAGCCAUGGCUUUACCCAGCGAGCUUAUCGUCCACAUAUUCUCCUUUCUGUCCGACCGAGACAAGCUCCGGGCCUCGGCCGUGUGUUCACGAUGGAGGGAGUGUCUCUUCUACCCCGCGCUGUGGACCGAGCUUAAACUGCGAAUAGGUGGUGGUUGUAACGGCGGCGGGUCCAUUUCCGAGGGGACCCCGAAACUGGAGUUCCUCAUGCGGAAGUUUGGUUCCUUCGUGCGGGAGCUGCAGCUUGAACUCGCACCGGUGGAAGGCUACCUUAGCCCUCUGAACAGCGACCCGUCCUCCACCAGGAUGGACCAGCCUCCCGCUCCCGAUAACGACCCGCAGCUCUCCGAGCGAUGGAGAGACGCCAUGGCCACCUACUUGGACCAGGUGUUGUGUGUUUUCACCAGCAUCCGCAACAACAGAAACCUGCAGAAGCUGAGUCUGUAUGGAGACACCUGUAUUCUCCAACAGGAGGGACUAUUGGACAGCUCCAACCUGCACCAAAUUCACCAAGGAGACAAAAAGAUCAAUGAAAUCCAGCAGUUGUUCAUGGAGUUGUUGUCCAACAGCAGGCAGCUGAGGUGGUUGUCUUGUAGCUUCAUGCUGGGUCUGGUGACUCCCUGCUCAUUAGCCUGCCUGUCAAAUCCUUCCGCUGAGACCUUGCAGCACCUCAGUUUACUGGACCACCAGCUGGGUCCCCUCAUCUCACCGUCAGAGAUGGAUCGUCUAUCUAAUCUUCAUUCUCUGGCUCUGGAUUUCUCUGACUUGACAUCUGAGCUUUGUGGUCUGCUGGCAUCUCCACGCCGAACUCCACUGCAUCGCCUCUCCCUGCUGCUCAAUGGCGCCGCCCUGGAGUUUAAACCAUUAGAAGGAACAGCUACAGAGGAUGAUUGGAAGGCUCUGGUUCGUGUGAGUGCCAACCUGCGAGUGUACAUCAUGGCCCUGGAGGUCGACAGCUCCGAGCUCCUCCGGGUCCUAAAGCCGAGCCUUCCUCUGGAGCGCCUCCACCUCGAUAGUUACAGCACACUGGUGUCCGACGCCACAUUGGAACUCAUCUCUCAGCAGUACAACAAAACGCUGACUCACUUCCUGCUCCUGAGGGAUGACCCCGACUUCCCUGACCUCAGUGUGAAUCGAAACGAAGACCCGUUGGUCCUCUUGGCAUGGAGAUGUACUCAGCUGGCUGUAUUGGUGAUACAUGGUUACACUGUAUGGUCCCAUAACUUGGUGGCCAUCUCUCGUCUGCGAGGCUCCAGUCUUCGCGUGCUUACCGUCUCUGAGGAGAGCAUCGACUUCGAUCCGGACCAGUCGGUGUGCAUGGAAGGGGAUCCGGUCCAUAACCUGGUCAAGGAGGUUUCACUGGGCCUUGGCCGUGUCUGGCACCCCUGCCUGGAUUCCAGCCUGGUAUUGUCCGAACCCACCCAGCACUUCCACCGCGAGCUGAACACCUUCAGCAUGGGCAUGUAGUCAUGGAUGGCAAAUCCAACUCAACACAGCUUAAACUGUGUCAAGACCAGGCCAGACCAACCAAGUUUGAGUCAACUCAGACCUCUGUACCAGGCCAAAAGCAGAGUUAAGUGAAAAACUGGAUCUUAAAACAAUCUAUGAAUUACAUUUAUGUGUAGUGAUGUGAGCUGAUUGUUUUUAUUUUACUUUUAUUUUUUGCAUUUCUUUCACAGGGAUUUUAGCACACAAUCAAGGCCUACCAUUUUCCAAAUGAUUCCCUGUUUUCUAGCAUUGCCUCUUGAUUAUCUAGUUAGCCAGUGACUUGGAAAAACCAAUUCAGUCUUUGAUAUUUUAAAUACUUUUUCAAAUUAAUACUAUCCAAUUAAAACUGGAUAUUCUAAUUAAAAUGUGAUAUUCAUUCAGUUUGAAGUCAUACCAAUCUGUGAUCUCUGACCACAGACAAGACUUGAGUCAUGCCCAUUUUUAAUUUGUCUGCUAAAACAGGUCAUUCUGCUGCUUCUAAUGCCCUCUGGUCUGGCAUGGCCCAGUCUGGUCUGGUCUUGAUCAACAAGUAUUCAGAGCUCGAUGUCUCUCCUUCACCAUAAUAACCUCCAGAACCUCUGUAUGAUGUAACUUUCAUUUGUUUUUUUGUUUUUUUGUUUUUUUUAUUUGACUGCUUUUCAUCUCUCCCCGCUCUGUGUAUAACCUUGUUUUCCUGUGUGGUGGUUCCCUUGCCUGUAUAGGCUUUGUGUGUAUUUAAAUACAGAUAUAUUAUUAUCCUGCUCAAUGCUAGAACAGGACAGGCAGGCGGGUUGAGUGAUGGACCAGUGGGAUUUAGGGGGGGAUGUGUGUUCCGACAAAAGCCACUGGCUUUAGUUGUGAAAGUAUUUCUCUUUUCUUUCCUUUUUUUUUUAUCCUUAGCUCUGUGUCCGUCUGUCUGUCUGUUCUACUCACACACUAGCAAAAGUUAGGAGUUUGUAAACUAACCGAUCAGUCACUUCUUCGGUAACACAACCUUAAAUGCUUCUGCUGUUGCUCUACUCUGAAAGAGCCCUGUGUUCACUUGUCCACUAGUUUAAGAGCCUUGCCAGCAGGGUGGGAAUCUCAACUGUAAUGUGGCUGACUGUGGCAGGUGCUCAUCAGAUUUAAUGCAGCCAUGUCAGUGCUAUGGCACAGAUGUAUGACCAUUGUGAAGUGAAUGACUUUUCAAAGCUAAAUGGUUUUGUUAAGGAUUUUGAGCACCUUACUGAUAGUGUUACGGAAAAUAUUGUUACGUGUGCAGCCAACACACUUCCCACCCCGCUCACUUGUCGACUUCUCAGUAAACCUCACUAGUCGAUGAAAUCGGGAGCCUCGUCUUCCGACUUACAUUCAGAGCCAAACUAAAAGAUUCAGCCCGUCACAAUACAACGCCCCCCUACUCUGUUAAGUUUUGAUCGGUAAUGAGCUAGUUGUAAAUCUUUUGCGUCUUUUUCUAUAUUCAGGCUGAAUAUAGCUGCCUUUGCUCUCCUCUCAUCUAGAGGUCAAAACUGUCUGUCUAGUAUAACUGGUUCCAGAGCCCUUUUUGUAUGGAAAUGUCAAGUCAUCAAGUCAAAGACAAGAACAGGAGUGCGUCAUAAUAUGAAGGGCUCUGAGAUUUAAAAUCUUCAGAUAGUUGCACAUUAUUCUAAAGAGAAAAUAGGUUUUCAUUUCACAAUACCCGUGUGUAUAUAAUAUAUAUCUGCGUUUUGAGAAAUCUGUGACUACUUCCAAGUUCAUGGUAAGGCCAUGCAAAAACACCAGUAUUCUGUAGGCACAGCUUCCUAAGGUCAUGCCAGCAAUUUUGUAGGCGGGAACUAGUUUUUCUCAAUGGUGGUCUUGUUUCGGAGUUAAACUUUUCACGAUAAAGAACAGGGAAAAGAAAAAGGAUGUACUGAAUUUAACUUGACUCUCAUUCUGUCAUUCUCUUGGCCAGUCGGGUUUUUGUUUUAUAUUGAAGGCUUACUGUAUAGCUAUAUUUGCCACAGAAAAUGGGCAGAAUCAUAUCUUGCCACAACAGCCACAGCUGCUGACUAAAUGAGUUUGGACAUUGUAGGUUCCACUGAUGGCCAAGGCUGGUUAUUUUUUUCCAAGAAGUGGCACCUACAGCACAACAAGGUUUUGGGUCAUGUGGCGUAUUUCUGUGGCAAACAUUUUUCUCUCGUCAGUCUCAGGUAGGCUUUUAACAUCACUAUGACCAGGACAGUGAUGGUGAUGAUGUCGAGUAGGGUGUGUGAAACAAUCAGUUAGUGUGAGAUAUUGUCCUUCUUUUUUUUAGUUCCUCUUGAGUCACAGUUGCCUUGGAAACAGCCCCAUGUUUCCUGGAUACAGUUGUUGUUGUUGUUGUUGUUCUUGUUGUGGUUAUUGUUGUUAUUAAUGAUGUUGUUUAUCUUGCCAUCUGAUAAACCCUUGCUCCAAUUUGGUUGGGGGGUCAGCAAACCUAAUCAUACAUUUGUUUUCAAAGAUUAAGGUUGAUAAAGACUAAAGAAUGGCAAAACCAAUCUGCUCAUUGCACAUGUUUAAUAUCUCCAUGUUGUGGGGGACAGAGAGUGGCUGUGGAGUGGGAGAAAAUCCAUGCUGUCAAUAGAGGACCUGCUGGGCCCAAUUAAUGUCUGAACUGAAUGUAGUCUGGGGUGAAAUUUCUGUCUGGCACAGUGGAUCUUCUGUCUGGAUGUGCAACUGGCUUUCAUUAACUAGGGUGAAGGCUUUACUUUGAUCGAAUCCUAGUCAUAGUCCGAUUCUAAUGUUUGAAUAUUACUACGGAAUUGCCUUUGCCCUAAUAAAUGAAAUAAAUGUUAUUCAGGCUCUGUGGAAGUACAAGCAUGCCAUGUUCUGGGCUCAAGCCAAGCAUGACCAAAUAUCUUGUGCUCCACGAAAACCUAGUCCUGUGUAUGACCUAGGCCAAGUAUGGUUACAUCUGAGGCCCCAGUGUUGUGACUGAUGUGAUAUACUGGUAUCUUUUAUUAUGGCAUUUCCUGAGCUGAGUUGGGAUUUUACCAGGAAAAUCAAAGUUAGGUUGUGCUGUAGAACACCUAUCUUUUGUAAGUAAAUACUGUCAACUAGCCAUUGUUUGGAAUGACACCCUCCCAAAUGGCUCCAGCUCAGUUACUGUUGUGCACGCCAUGGCACUUUAGAGGUCACAGCAAUGACAUUGCAGACUGAAUGACCAUAUCAAGGUCUGUAGUUUACAACUUGACCUGUGAUUUUUCCAUGGACUGAUAUGGAACCAGAGUUAUACAGCGUGCCAGCACUUUGCUUGGUUCUGAAUGAAUAGGUCCUAGUGGUGGGCCUGUUGUUACCAAAUGUUUGCUCAUCUGUUAAGGGACCUUGAUGGUUUAGCCAUGAUAAUCUCUCUAGUAGUCCUUGGUCCAUAUCUCAGGAUAAAUGCACCCUGGUACCAAGAGUUUCUGUUAAAGGCUGCCUGUGGCUGUAUAUAGUGCUGUACACUCAAACACUCAGAGGGGUUAGCAAUACCAACGUAACACAUUCAGACCAAAAUAUGUUGGUUUUUAUCUCAUCUUCCUCCUCCUCUCCUCAAUGUUUCCUCUCAUCUUUUUUUUUUUUUUUUUUUCUUAGAGCUCAACUCUGCUCCUUUUAUGUGAGAGAUUUAAUCUGUUAUAAAUGUGUACUGUGUAUAGGCAUCACCUGAUACAGAGGGGAGAACCACAGCAGCCUACAGUAGAAUGUAAUUUCAACCUAGGUCAUCUGAACUGAGCAAAUGGAUUUUUUUUUUUACAAACAACUGAUUUUAAAAAGCUAAUUUUACCCACUAUGUGUGCUUCCUCCUCAAUUUCCUGUCUACUCAAGUCCCCACAUGUUAUUGGCUCCACACUAGAAGGCAGAUCUCACUGUUUGGGCAGUCCAGCUUGGCCCUUGUGGAUCUUUUCUGACUAGAAUAAAAAGAGAGGCUGUGGGUUUUCCCAGACUAUGGUCAGCUAGAGCAGAAUAAAAAAAAAAGUAAUUCAGCUAUAAUAUUCCCAUUUGGAAAAUGUAUUUAAGUGCUGUUCUAAUCAUGAAUUCCACUUGCAUACAGUCAAAAAGGUCUUCCAGUAAGGAGGCCCCAGGACAAAUGAUCAAAUUAUCAAAAGUGACGAUUUAUGAUAUAGAAAUAUUUUGACAACAUUUAGGAGACAAAAGUGCAGAGAGAAAGAGGAAAGAUGAUGUAGACGGUAUGCAUGAGAGCAAGAAGGCAUUGCAAAACAAUGUCUUCUUUAUUCUGUUGGUUUUUGUUUCUUCACCAAAACAUGCUAGUAUUUUAGUGUUGUCCUAGCAAGGAGAGAAGAGGUGAGACAAAGUUCUGCCAGUAAGGCAAUGCUGACAGGCAAAUUACUUGCACUCCAAUAGAGUUUGACAAAACAUGGUCACAGUACAGCAUAGCAUUUACUACUGUCAGUGGGAAAAUGACAUAUUCCUGAUCCCUUUGUAUCAUCACCAGUAGUAAACUAUUGAGCCAUCUUGUGCCUGAAAGCUUCUGGAGUCUUACUGAUUUUCAAACCUCUGCUCUCCCUAAGUUAUCAGCUUUGUGUUGUCUGUAGUUGUUGCUAUGAUUCUUAGAUAACUCUUUAGGGAAGCAGCAUUAGAAGCUACAGUAGCUAGGGUUUCAGCACAGGCAUGUUUUCAUUUCUCUUGGAGUGUGCCUGUAUUAUAUGUUUUCAUGUAAUCUUUAAAAAGUGUAUCCAGUAGAAAUGUGUGAUUACGAUGUUCUGAAUGUGUGUGGGAACAAGUUGUCAGCAGUGCAGCCAGCAUAUGUUUUCAGCAUGUGUGUGCGCGUUUGUGUGUGUAUUUAAAGGGGGGGGACCUCGUGUUCAACAGUGUAGUCUUAUCACUUCUACUGCAGCAGGAAACAGGAACAGAAAUCGUUCGUUCUCAGGGUACAAUCAGAGGGAAAGUUACAAUAGCUCAGGCCUCUAGCUCACUCUUAUGGGUAUUAGGAGUCACUGGAUCUGUUCUCCUCCCUUGAUGUGUUUCAAGCUGCCAAAGACCACAGUGGAACAAACUUAACCCAGACACAAGUCUAUCUGAAGUGCCCAUGUACACACACACUGGCAGGAGGCUGGUCCAGUAUUCUUCUCUACUCUUCACCUCCUUCUAGUACUUUCUAUCCUGGCAUCCAUUUCUUUCUUCCCCCUUAGUCCCACUCCACUCUUGAUUUCUUCCACUGAACUCUUGACUACUACCACUCCGUGUGUGUGAGUCCAAACUCUGCCCUUGUUAUACUAUGGACCAUACUGUGCUGGACCAGGUAAAGUGUCGUUCUGUGGUUGGCAUGAAAAGAGACCAAAGCAAACCUUUUAUGCAAAGGUUUAGCCAAUGUAGUGUUAGUGGCUGCACCCUAUGUUCGGAAACGUAGGAUUUUACACUAGCUGUAUAGAAUGUGUGUUACAGAAGGCACAGUUCUAUCCAACAAGCAGCAUCGGUGCACAACUUGUACAAUGUGGCCAAAUUCCUCGUUGUGAAAGGCAUUCAAGGUCUACACUGCAUGUUGCUGAGUCAUCAUACAGCAAAACAAGGCCUUUCUAGUCCAGUGCAGUGUACUUCUAUAGUGCGACAGAGGCUUAAGCAGAGAAGUCUGGAGUUGGACCAUGUCAACAAUAUUUGCUCACCACCAUGUUCUUCCCUCUUUCUCUUUUUUUUUCCCCUCCAUCAACUGUUUCACUGUGAGAAGUGAGUGAAUGUAAAACUAAAGGCGAGGAGGACGCAGAGUUCGGUUUAAUAUCAAAACACGUCAGGGACUAAACACUCCCUCAGAUGCUUCCAGAAGCUACUUUCUGACAGAAUGUAGCUUCCCAGCUGGGACAAAGGCCAAUGUGCCUGAUCUGAAACGUUGGCAAGCCCAUGGCCAAGGUCAAGUUUGAUGAGAAGUGUUUAGUCCCGGGCUUUUUGGAGCUGUAAAGUGAUUCGCUGCUAGAGAUCUGCUAGGAACAGGUCAUUCCAUAUGGGAGGUCUCUCAGGCCAUCUCACUAGCAAACAGUUUACUACGUGACUAAGUGUCUGCAUGGAAAUUAGACUAUAUAAAUAUAUACUCUAUUUUUUUUUACUUGUGUCUGUUUUUCGAAGGGAUCAGGGGUAGUAUUGACCAGUCACACCAGAUUACCAGCUGGUCUGAGCAGAGUAGAGGUGUGAUACCAUUUACAACUGGUGUGUCGCUCUUUCAGAGGUGGACCGUAUUUCUAACAUGUGUUUUUGCAAGGCCAAGCUUUGCUUUCACUUGAUGCACCAGCAUCCUGAGGCCAUUUUGGGGCCUUUUGUGUCCGGUACACUAAAGGUCACAUGUGAAAGCAACUUACACUGACUGUGCUAAAAUGUAAAGAGUAGUUACUCUGUCCAUGAAAUGAGUUGGUAUCACCCACUGAAUCAGUCUGCCAGGUUAAAGAACAUCAGAGUAUAGUGAGAGGAAGUCAGUCUGCAUAUUUAAUACACACAGUACAUGUUUGCUUUGGAUACACAGGGGCACAUGGACUUAUUUAUACACCAUAUGCAGACAGAGGUUUGUGUAUGACUAUACUGUGUAUACACAGAGAGACUGAUUGACACACAGCUAGCAGAGCCUUACUUUUAAUGAGCUUUGCCAUUACAUGACAGCUUUGAAGGCUCUAGAGGGGAGAUGGGGUGUCAGUUAUUCAGAAGACCAUUACCCGCGGUUACUGUACAUUGAUGUGGUUGCAGCCAGUUCGAUCUGCCCUAUUGACCUGUUUAUGUUUUUUUUGUUUUUUUCCCCCUGUGCUCUUUAUAUGCAUUCAUAUAGAAAUCCUGGAAGAUAACAGGGCCCCUGUGGCCUAAUUGAAUCCACAGAGCUGGCCUCUCAUGUAGUCCAUCUGAGACAGUUUGCUUUGACAGCUUAUUAAAAGUGUUGUGAUCGCAGAACUUUAUAUAUAUAUAUAUAUAUAUAUAUAUAUAUAUAUAUAUAUAUAUAUAUAUAUAUAUAUAUAUAUAUAUAUAUAUAAAAAAGGAUCUGGAUACGUCUGUCCUACCAGGCCCAUAUAUAAAGAGUUGGGUUUGACACUUUUUUGCUAAUACUUAAUAGCCAAUACUAAUACCACUGACAUGGACAGAAAUGUGAGCGUGUGUUAUUUUAGUACCAAAGCAGCAGACUGUGUCCGAUCUGCAUCAGUCUAAACACAGGCUCAGAGCCACAGGCAGACACACAUCACACAUGACCAGUUUCAUUUCCACUUCGAUUAUUGCUCAGACUCAGUGCCAGCUUGAGAGUUUAUAAUGUUGGCUCUCUGGGUGUUUUUGGAAAGUAUACUCAAACUAGCUGUAGGAAAGAGGUAGUAAGAUGGUUCUGGGACUAAAACCUUCCCUAAAGCAGAUUUGGGGAAGGUGUCCUGUUUCUGAAGGGAUUAAAAGACAGGGUUUCACAAUGUGAGAAUUCAAACACUUCCUAUUUGUUGUUUGAUUUCUUUUUUUUUUUUGUCUAAAUGCUAUGACCAUAGACUACUAUCAGUACAUGCAAGACUCUGAAUGAGCUCACCUAAGGCUGGACUCAUGCAGGAAUGUAAAGAAUCUGAUUAACAUCCUAUUAUAUGUUUCUGUUACUUGGAGAAAAACACUGGAUGUGCAUUGCACUGGUAUAAAAUCAGUCCUGUGUAACAGAUAUAGAUAGAUGUGUAUAAGGCUUGACAUAAUCUGGGUGAUGGGGAGGUUCACACAGAGCAUGGCCAUUAGCAGUUAGCCACACUGAGAGCCUUAGAGGAAGAUUGGAUUCUCUAGUUCUAAAUCUGUUUUCCAGCCAGCUAAUGAUGAUGAUCCCAGCAUAACAGUCUUAUUAAGGGUAUUAUCAUGUACUUGCCACACUGAAUUUCUAGAGAAGAAACAACAAAAUGGCACUGAUAGCAUAACCUGGCCAAACUCUGUCAGUAGCUCUGGUGCGUACCCUAGAGGUUGGUGUGUAGUGCCUGGCUAUAUCAAGGAACUGAUAGAUAUUCAUGCUCAGUGUCAGCCAACUAUCUUCAUUUAGAUCUCAGCGACUGUGGCUCUGAUGUUUCUGGCUGCUAAACAAAGUCUUUCUUGUCAAGUCUGGAGAGCCAAAGCUCCUAGUUAGCCAGGCAGGCAGGCCUGCUGCCCAGUCCAGCCUCACAACUAUGCAAGAGGAAUGCAUAUAAUCCACACUCUUCUCAAUUUUUUUCCUGUUUUUAUAUUUUCUUUUUCUUUUUCUCACUGUCAUGCAGUAGAAAUGAAGACGUAAACUAAUAAGAACUUGCAAUGACAAUACUUGGCCUUAUGAUGAUUUAUGAAAUCUUAUCAUUUUAGUUUUAAGAUCUUUUGAUUCUGGUCAGCCAGCCCAGCGACAGCAGCGGUGACGGCGGGCUCACUCUUGGUCUCUGUGAGACUGGCUAGAUGGCCCCUAGUUUUAUCGUGGUACGAAUGUUGUGCAUUUGUUUAAAAUCAGGACAGUUUGCAAUAACAGCAGUCUUACUAGUGGCCACAAAGGGGCACAAGCAGUGCUGACAGCGCCCGGCUGCGUCUUUAGAAAACCAUAGAGGAAGAAAUAUAAACUAUAUAAAUAGAUAUAUAAACUCUCACAGUGCAUAUUUGUAUAGGUAUCAACAAUGCAUUACCGUGUUAUACUCUUAUGCAACACAUGUCCGGGUUCAAUUUAUGAACAUGAAGUAUAUUAUGAAAUCACACAGACUUUGUAAAUCAGAAGCUAUGUUGUUGUGUGUUUUUCGCGAAAAUGGUUUUACCAUCCUCAAUGUUGAAUAUUCUGAGCGUUACGUUCCUGUGUGAUUGUGUUUGUUAAAGUGAGCACAUAGCAGUGGGUUUUACCUUCUUCCUGUAAGCAGGUAACCAGACAGGACCCAAAACACAGCUGGACUACAUUUCAAAUAACAUGGUGCCUAUUUUAAACAAAAACUUUCAAAUCUGAUCUGUACACAGUUUUACAAACACCUGACUGUAGUCUUUAACUAAAAUGUAUCUGCAUGACUCAGACAGAGCUGUAUGGCUUCAAACACACCUAAGCUGGUUUAUCAACAGCAUGGUUUUAGACUUGCCCUAACCAGCAACAAAAGGUUCCAGCGCAAAAACAGCCCCCUAUUGUCCAUAUAUAAGAGCAGUUUAGUUGAGGACUUGACUUUAAUGUAUGUUUGUGAAACUGCUGUUGAGUAAAUUUAAGACUGAAAUCAUUUCCAGCUGUUUUUUUGGUUUAGUCUGCCGGGAAAGAGUCCUCUCCUGCUGAGAGGACAGAUUUUAUCAUAAAGAACAGUGUUGAUCCAUGGUUCUGUUGUGGAGUAAAGGGAGGAUAGAUUACAAACCUCCAUGUAAAACCUCUUAACUGACAGAUGGAGUACACUUGAGGGGUCAACCUGCCGAAUGUUGAAUUGAAUUAAUGUUGAAUGAAUGCUUCUCUUCUUUUAGUCAGUGAAUAAAAGCAUUAAAAACA